Messenger RNA from Podospora pseudocomata, 2325 nucleotides. RefSeq names its product Fe(2+) transporter (gene MRS4). The record is from RefSeq and is a predicted model, not a curated record. Lineage: Eukaryota; Fungi; Ascomycota; Sordariomycetes; Sordariales; Podosporaceae. The transcript is spliced from 5 exons. Bases 927 to 1121 code for a protein of 64 amino acids.
CACAACCACUUUACCGCACAUAACAGAAAGCUACAGAGACUGACCUAUAAAGUCUUUGGGAUUCACACUCAUCCAGUGCCUCGGAGAUGGGAAAACGUGCUCUUUCGGGACCGGCGGAGACCCGCAAAUCACGGAUCUGAUAAUGCAGAGCGGACAAGGAUGCAAGUCUAGCCGAGGACCUUUGCGGACAUAUCUCUUGGGAAUCUCUGAUCUUGACGAGCAUCACAGCCGGCAACCAGUGGGGGUUCCAGCACAAAAUGACACUAACGGACCACUAACAGGAAAGAUGGCGGGGUAGGCAGAGGAUACUCCAGAAGACAGACCCCUGUGCAAUAGGCCGGCGAUUGGUAAAACUUCCUGGUCACCGAUCUCCGACCGUUGUUGUGGCCGACUGGUCCAUAAUUUUGUCUUGGCCAUUUGGGGGGGAAGAACUGUGCCGACAACGGUUGCAGAAAAAUUCGGAGUUGUCCAUUUGCCUAUUUUGCCCAUUCCUCAGCAUUGCCAACUCUCAGCAGCACCAGCCGCUCAUCUGCUUCCCCCACAGGACCCGUCCUGCCACCGUCCUGCCACCGCCAGCGACAACAUCACCAGCUGCAGCGAUUUUGGAAGAAAGAGCCGCUCUCGAUCCCUUCCGGCGACCCCACCCAUACACAAACGACAGGCUGCGGCUUUAUCGCGAGGAGACAGAUUGUUUGGGGCUUUUGCGGUUCUGUGGUUCAGUGGUCCCGCUGUGACCCGGCAGCGCACCUCCAAGAAAGAAGCUCUCUUUUUUUUGUGCUGUUUGCAUUGCGUCACCGACUUCUGCUGCUGAAUCCUGCGGCGCAGAAGCUUCAACACCACACGCUCGACCACUCUCCACCCCUCGAUUCUUUUCAGUCUUCACCCUGGCUCUCGAUCUAGGAGCGACGGGAGCCGUGGCUUCCCCAAUGGCCCAGCCAAAUGUCGUACCCGAAGAGGACUACGACUAUGAAGCCCUCCCACCCAACUUCUCGUUGUUGCAGAACAUGGCUGCCGGCGCCUUUGCCGGCAUCGCCGAGCACUGCGCAAUGUACCCUAUCGAUGCAGUGAAGGUGAGCCGAGCUCCGCCGUUAUCGACUUGGUAUCGCGACUUUGACCUCUAACCUUUCUCUGGCGUACAGACUCGAAUGCAGAUAGUCAACCCAAGCGCCGGCUCGGUCUACAGUGGAGUCUUCCAGAGCACUUACAAGAUGGCGAGCACAGAAGGUAUUCUGAGCUUGUGGCGGGGCAUGUCCAGCGUAAUUGUCGGUGCCGGUGAGUUGCGGUCGAGUCUUGCAAAAGCUCUCUGGAGAUUGAACUAACCUGUCGGCCGCCAACAGGCCCCGCGCACGCUGUUUACUUCGCCACAUAUGAAGCUGUAAAACAUGUCAUGGGCGGGAACCAGGCUGGCGUCCAUCAUCCACUUGCUGCUGCGACCAGUGGGGCGUGCGCCACGAUUGCUAGCGAUGCGCUAAUGAACCCCUUUGACGUCAUCAAGCAAAGAAUGCAGAUCGCCGAGUCGGCCAAGCUCUACCGCUCCAUGACCGAUUGCGCCAAAUAUGUUUACAAGAACGAGGGCAUCAAGGCCUUCUAUGUCUCGUACCCCACGACGCUUUCCAUGACGGUUCCCUUUACGGCGCUUCAGUUUCUCGCGUACGAAUCGAUCUCGACCUCGAUGAACCCGACAAAGGCAUAUGACCCAUUCACUCACUGUGUGGCUGGUGCGGUUGCGGGUGGUUUUGCGGCGGCCUUGACCACGCCCAUGGACGUGAUCAAGACCAUGCUCCAGACACGUGGCAGCGCACACGAUGCUGAACUCAGAACCGUCAAUGGCUUCAUGGCUGGUUGCCGCCUUUUGUUCAAACGCGAGGGUGCCAAGGGCUUCUUCAAAGGCGUCCAACCAAGAGUGUUGACGACCAUGCCGAGCACCGCUAUCUGCUGGUCAGCCUACGAGGCUUCCAAAGCCUACUUCAUCCGUCAGAACGACUCGGCCUCCGAGUCCUCCACAUAAUGUGGCCGCUCAACCGAUGCGUCUGCUUAUUCUGUUAGCUAGAACAAGCUUAUUUGCUCGCAUCUGAGGAUCAAAAGAGCUACAUCCAUGUUAGCUCCUCGCCCAGCUCGUGUCUACAUAUGAAAUGAGCUGUGUUUACUUGAGGAGAAAUCUGUAAGAAUUUUGAUGCAACCCGUGUGUGAGACCCACGAUGGUCGAGGCGAGUUAUGGGGGAAACUGGCCGAGACCGGAUGAGGCACUGAACCACAAGCAAGCGUGCGCGCGGGGCUAUAAGCAUUUUGUACAUAUAAUCCCUCUCCUGUCAUCGCUUCUGCCAC